Molecule: messenger RNA, 900 nt
Organism: Spodoptera littoralis (African cotton leafworm)
Lineage: Eukaryota; Metazoa; Arthropoda; Insecta; Lepidoptera; Noctuidae
Source: the annotation of a GenBank genome assembly
AUGAUUACUAUGGUUAGACACAUGGUGAUGCGUACGCAUCAUUUAAUAAAUAAUUAUCACAGCCUAAAUAUUUCUGUAAAGGUUAGGACGAUGAUACGAUUUAACAGUACAGUGGCCAAUGCUUUUCGAGCUCAGCAGAAAGUUAGGCCUAAAAAAGAACACGGCCAGGUUUUCAAAUGGAUAUUAUUGAUGCUUCCAGUUGGCUCAUUUGGGUUAGGCUGCUGGCAAGUGUACCGACUUCAAUGGAAACUUGGGCUCAUUGAAAUGAUGCAAUCUAAAACUAAUGCGACACCUGUACCCAUGCCCAGCGACUAUUCCAAGCUGGACAAUAUGGAAUACAUGCCUGUAAAAGUCAAAGGUCAAUUUCUUCAUGAUAAAGAAAUUCUUAUUGGACCAAGAGCACUGAUUGAGCCAGAUUCACCUUUCCCAAGAACAGGCUCCUUAGUGUCGGAUCCCAAACGGAAUCAAGGAUGGUUGGUAAUAACUCCAUUCAAGAUGGCUGAAACAGGAGAGAUAAUACUAAUCAACCGCGGCUGGGUUCACCAAAAUAUACGAGCUAAAGAAAAACGAGAACCAUCUAUGGUGAAGGGAGAUGUUGAGAUAGUCGGCAUCGUGCGACUAACGGAAAAACGGGCACCAUUUAUGCCAAAGAACAAUCCAGAAAAGGGCUCAUGGUUUUGUAGAGACCUGGAACAAAUGAGUGAGUACCUGGGGUGUGCUCCCGUUUGGCUGGAUGCUCGAGGUAUACCAGAUCCGCCAGAAGGUUGGCCUAUCCCUAAUCAGACAAGAGUGACUUUGAGGAAUGAACAUCUUUCUUAUGUUGUGACUUGGUAUUCAUUAUCAUUAGCCACGGCAUUUAUGUGGCAUCGAAGUUUUAUUAGGAAAUUACCUUUACUAUAA